AUGCUGAGAAGUGCUCGAUUUUGCCAGGCACGAUUCUCGGCCAUCAAGGCUCGUGGUCUUGCCACCACCGCCAACGCCUCCGGCCUCAGCGUGCCCGCUGACUUCAAGACCCGAACCCCUCCCUACGCGGAGCUCAUCAACCGUCUUGAUCAGGUCAAGAAGAUUAUCAACCGAAAUGAUUUGACCUUGGCUGAAAAAAUUCUGUAUUCACAUCUUCACAACCCUGAGGAGACUCCCAGCAUCACUCGAGGUGACACUUACCUCAAGCUCAACCCCGACCGAGUGGCCAUGCAGGAUGCCUCUGCUCAGAUGGCUCUGUUGCAGUUUAUGACCUGUGGUCUUCCUUCCACCGCCGUGCCUGCGUCCAUUCACUGUGACCAUCUGAUUGUUGGCCGAGACGGUGCCGAUGAUGAUCUGACCCGAUCUAUCGCUACCAACCAGGAGGUGUUCGACUUCCUGCAGCAAUGUGCCGAGAAGUACGGCAUCCAGUUCUGGGGCCCCGGAUCCGGUAUCAUCCACCAGAUUGUGCUGGAGAACUUCUCUGUUCCCGGUCUCAUGAUGCUCGGAACCGACUCUCACACUCCCAACGCUGGUGGUCUCGGUGCCAUUGCCAUCGGUGUUGGAGGAGCCGACGCUGUCGACGCUUUGACCGGAACUCCCUGGGAACUGAAGGCCCCCAAGAUUCUCGGAGUCAAGCUGACUGGAAAGCUGUCCGGCUGGGCUUCUCCCAAGGAUGUUAUUACCCAUCUGGCUGGCAAGCUGACUGUGCGAGGAGGAACCGGAAACAUCAUCGAGUACCACGGCGAGGGUGUUGACUCCCUGUCCUGCACCGGUAUGGCCACAAUUUGCAACAUGGGUGCCGAGGUCGGUGCUACCACCUCUACGUUCCCCUUUACGGAGUCCAUGCGACGAUACUUGGAGGCCACCGGACGAGCUCCCAUUGCCGCAGCAGCAGCUGCUGCUCGAGACCGAGGCUUCUUGGCUGCUGACGAGGGUGCUCAGUAUGACGAGGUUGUAGAGGUCAACCUGUCCGAGCUCGAGCCCUGUAUCAACGGUCCCUUCACUCCCGAUCUGGCCACCCCCCUCUCCAAGUACUCCACCAAGGUCACCUCUGAGAAGUGGCCCGAUACCGUGUCUGCCGGUCUCAUUGGAUCAUGCACCAACUCCUCCUACGAGGACAUGACCCGAGUCGCCUCUCUGGUUGAGCAGGCCCGAGACAACGGUCUCGAGGCCAAGAUUCCCUUCUUCAUCACCCCCGGAUCCGAGCAGAUUCGAGCCACCAUCAAGAAGGACGGUCUGACAGACGUGUUCGAGUCUGCUGGUGCGGUGGUUCUGGCCAACGCCUGUGGACCCUGUAUCGGUCAGUGGGAUCGAACUGACGAGACCAAGCCCGGCGAGUUCAACUCCAUCUUCACCUCUUUCAACCGAAACUUCCGAGCCCGAAACGAUGGUAACCCCGAAACCAUGAACUUCCUGACCUCUCCCGAGAUUGUCACCGCUAUGAUCUACUCUGGAGACGCUCACUUCAACCCCAUGACCGACUCCAUCACCACCAAGGACGGCAAGGAAUUCAAGUUCCAGCCCCCUAAGGGUACCGAGCUGCCCGAGGAGUUUGCCAAGGGCCGACCCGAGUUCUACCCCGAGGCUGCCCCCCAGCCCCAUCCCGAGGUGAACGUGACUGUCUCCCCCGAUUCCGAGCGACUGCAGCUCCUUGAGCCUUUUGAGCCCUUUAACAACCAGGAGCUCAAGCUCUCGGUACUCAUGAAGGUUGAGGGCAAGUGCACCACCGACCACAUUUCGGCCGCUGGUGCCUGGCUCAAGUACAAGGGCCAUCUUGAGAACAUUUCCUACAACACCCUGAUUGGUGCUCUUAACAAGGAGACCCAGAAGGUCAACCACACUAUUGAUGCCGCUGACGGCUCCGAGCAGUCUAUCCCCGACCUCAUGAUCAAGUGGAAGGAGCAGGGCAAGCCCUGGAUUGUUGUUGCUGAGCACAACUACGGAGAGGGUUCCGCCCGAGAGCAUGCUGCUCUGUCUCCCCGAUUCCUCGGUGGACAGGCCAUCCUAGUCAAGUCUUUCGCUCGAAUUCACGAGACCAACCUCAAGAAGCAGGGUAUGCUUCCUCUGACCUUUGAGAACGAGGCCGACUACGACAAGAUCCAGGCCUGCGACACUCUGGAGACCCUGGACCUCCUGGACAUGCUUGAGAAGGGUGGUGACAACGGUGGCUUUGUCCAGAUGCGAGCUACCAAGUCUGACGGCUCUACCUACGACUUCCGAGCCCGACACACCAUGUCUGCCGACCAGGUUGAUUUCUUCAAGGCUGGUUCUGCCAUCAACUUCAUUGGAGCCCAGAAGGCUGCCAACAAGUAA
Yarrowia lipolytica CLIB122 is the source of this 2373-nucleotide messenger RNA. RefSeq lists its product as uncharacterized. Gene Ontology annotation, molecular function: aconitate hydratase activity; 4 iron, 4 sulfur cluster binding. Gene Ontology annotation, cellular component: mitochondrion; cytosol. Lineage: Eukaryota; Fungi; Ascomycota; Dipodascomycetes; Dipodascales. The record is from RefSeq and is a predicted model, not a curated record. Gene Ontology annotation, biological process: tricarboxylic acid cycle.